Rhodotorula graminis WP1 is the source of this 693-nucleotide messenger RNA. RefSeq lists its product as uncharacterized. Gene Ontology annotation, biological process: vesicle fusion; intracellular protein transport; vesicle-mediated transport. The transcript has 5 exons. Gene Ontology annotation, molecular function: SNAP receptor activity; SNARE binding. Lineage: Eukaryota; Fungi; Basidiomycota; Microbotryomycetes; Sporidiobolales; Sporidiobolaceae. Gene Ontology annotation, cellular component: late endosome membrane; Golgi apparatus; endoplasmic reticulum membrane. The record is from RefSeq and is a predicted model, not a curated record. The coding region runs from base 1 to 693 and encodes 230 amino acids.
AUGGCCGACCCCUUCAGCUCGUACCAGGCAGAGUACCUCCAGCUCCGCACCGCCCUACAACGCAAACUCGACGCCGACAUCCCCCAGCUCCGAGGCGAAGAGCGCAAAGCGGCCUUGCGCCGCGUCAACAUGGAACUCGACGAGGUCGACGAGAUUGUCGACCAACUCGAGCUCGAGGGCAAGGGCAAGGCCAAGCUCAUGACCCAGGUCCGCGCCUACAAGCACGAGGUCAAGGGCCUCAAGGCCAAGCACUCGUCCCUGUCGGCCGUUUCGGACCGCGACCUCCUCCUCUCGUCCGGCCCGGCCCACUCGGCGUACCAGAUCGGCGCCUCGGACGACGACGACGACGACGGCGACGACCCGUCCCUGUCGCACUCGGCCGCACAGCGCGCUCGCCUCCUCCAGUCGACCCAGACCCUGUCGACCUCGUCCGGCCGGCUCGACAACGCCCACCGCCUCGCGGCCGAAAACGAGGAGAUCGGCCAGGGCGUCCUCAGCAGCUUGGUCGGCCAGAGAAUGCAGCUCGUGCACGCCAACGAGCAGCUCGACGAGGCCGACGGCAGCAUCGACCGCGCGAGGGGCACGAUCGGCAAGAUGAUUCGCCUCGCCAACCGACAGCGAAUCGUCAUCGCCCUGUUCGUCGUCGCCCUCGCAGGCCUCAUUACCCUCAUCUUGUGGCACAAGUUGCGGUAG